UGCGCAAAUACAAAAUACCCACGACCGCUUUCCUCCGCUCCGCCCCGCCCUCGUAGUUUACGCUCGCAAACGCCCCUUUCCCUCUAACUCGUCAUUGAAAACACAUACUUGCAAGUCCAAGCUCUCAUCUUCGCUUCUCUUUCUCUCUCUGUCUUCUCCAAAAUUCCCAACUCAUUUCUAGGGUUUAAUAUUCUGCUUCCUUGGUCGAAGCAGUCAGUCAGUCAGUCAAGCUGGAUAGGCACAGAGGAGACCGCUAUGGCCCCAAUAGCACCACCACCAACAACGAGGACUCUAACCACAACUACCGCCAUCACUCCAGAGGUCCUUCUCGCUUCUCUGACGCUCCUCCCAUGAACCGCUUUUCCGACAACAGCAAACACGACGCCGACGAAGAAUUUCACCAUCAACGCCGCCGCACCAGCCCCAGCAACUUCCGUGUUCCCAUUGGAGGUGGUCACCGCCCCUUUGACAGUCCCCCGCGUCGACAUUCUGGUGGCGGAGGCGGAGGGUUCCGUCCUAUGAGUGUGGGUGGGGGUGCUGGCGGUGGCGGAGGAUUUCCGCCCAUGAACGCUGGAGGUGGUGGUGGUACUGGAGGGUUUGGCUCUAAUUUUCAGGCUCCGCCGCCUCCACAGCCUCUAUCUGGACAGAAACGAGGGUUUCCUUUCCCUGGCCGAGGUGGUUCACCAGAUCGUUCCGAUGGUGGCAGUUUUGCCAAACUUUUUAUCGGGUCGGUGCCAAAGACAGCUAGAGAGGAGGAUGUAAGUGAAUUUAGUAACGGUUAGAUAUGUAGACGAUGAAAGAUGCAGUAUUUCUAACAUUAAACGUUUACAUAGUUUUGUCUCGUAUAUUCUUAUCGUUUAGCACUUUAUUUAUUUCUAAUUAUGAAGUGGGGAACAAGUGUGUUCUCUUUCGCUUAUCUCAAAAAAGAAAGUAUGUUCUCUUUCGCUUCU
This is a messenger RNA of Carica papaya (papaya), 950 nucleotides long. Lineage: Eukaryota; Viridiplantae; Streptophyta; Magnoliopsida; Brassicales; Caricaceae. The record is from RefSeq and is a predicted model, not a curated record.